Messenger RNA from Perkinsus marinus ATCC 50983, 282 nucleotides. RefSeq lists its product as hypothetical. Bases 1 to 282 code for a protein of 93 amino acids. Gene Ontology annotation, molecular function: serine-type endopeptidase activity. Lineage: Eukaryota; Perkinsozoa; Perkinsida; Perkinsidae. Gene Ontology annotation, biological process: proteolysis. The record is from RefSeq and is a predicted model, not a curated record. The transcript is spliced from 2 exons.
AUGCAGCUUACGGAUGGAAGCAAUUUCGGUUCAGCUGUUGACAUUGCCGCUCCAGGUAGGGGCACUUCGCAUGCCGCCGCUAUUGUAGCAGGUAUAGCUGGGAUGCUCUACAGCCUUGAACCUUCUCUGAAGGCUAAGCUGACCCCUGCUUACAUCAAAAGUAUCAUCAAGGAUACGGCCACCCAAGGUGUCAAGGACAGUAAAGGGGUAGAGACCCUUACCUUCGGCCGCGUGAAUGCUGCGGCGGCUGUCAAGAAGAUACUUGGGAGAAAGAAGGUUUAA